Molecule: messenger RNA, 1077 nt
Organism: Oppiella nova
Lineage: Eukaryota; Metazoa; Arthropoda; Arachnida; Sarcoptiformes; Oppiidae
Source: the annotation of a GenBank genome assembly
AUGUCGGAUAGAUCUGAAGACAAUCCCGAAGGCCUUAAAGUGGGGAAUAACUAUAUUGUCGGCCAGUUUAUAGCCAAAGGUUCGUUCGGACGCAUACAUAGAGGAAAAAACCUCAAGAAUAACGAAGAGGUGGCCAUCAAACUGGAGCCUCAGGAGACCACUGAACCACAGCUGGUCUUAGAGUUUUCGUUCUAUAGGAAACUGAAGGCCGAGGGAACGGCACCUCAAAGAGGAAUUCCGAAGAUUCAUACGUUCGGUCCGUGCGGUAAGUUUCACGCACUGGUUAUGGAUCUGUUUGGGCCCUCCAUUGAGAACGUACACAAGGAAUGCGGCCUUAAAUUCAGUCUCAAGACAACCAUUUAUCUCGUGAACCAAAUGCUGGAACUGUUUGAGUAUUUCCACGGAAAGGGACUCAUAUAUAGGGACACAAAACCAGACAAUUUCCUGUUCGGCCGGUCGGGCACUAAGGACUAUAUGAUAGUCCAUAUGACAGACUUAGGUCUCUGUAAAGACUAUUUGGACGACGAGGGAAAACACUUGUCGUUUUCGACAGGAAAGGGUGUCAUCGGAACCGUACGCUAUAUGUCUAUCAACAACCAUAACGGUGUCCAACAGUCCCGUCGCGAUGAUAUGGAGGCAUUGGGCUAUAUGUGGGUAUUCCUCCUGAAAGGCCAGUUGCCAUGGAUGGGCGUAUCGGCGGACACUAUUCGACAGAAAUACAAACUGAUUGGCGAGAAGAAGAAGUCAACCUCUCCUGACGUCCUCUGCGCUGAUAUUCCGCAAGAGUUCGCCAAAUAUCUGAAGGAAGUGCGAGAACUGGACUUCGAGGCCAAACCCAAAUACAAAGAAUACACACAAAUGUUCAGUCGUUUGUUUAAGAAGAGUGGUCUCACCAACGAUAAGGUCACCGGUGGGUCUAUUGAGGGCCCAGUUGUCAAACUGAGGCACUUCUCCAUCGCUGUAUUGAAAGAGAUAUUUGUCGUCUACUCUCAUCAGAUCAGUCCAUACGCUGUCCUCCACAUUGAAUCUCAACAGAUAUUCGUUAAGAAAGUCCUGCUCUUCGACCGAAUGGAUUGA